This is a messenger RNA of Cylicostephanus goldi, 603 nucleotides long. NCBI's taxonomy places the organism in Eukaryota, Metazoa, Nematoda, Chromadorea, Rhabditida, Strongylidae. The record is from the annotation of a GenBank genome assembly.
UUAAAAAAGAACAAAGUUCAGGGCGGCGACACUAUCGCGAUGUUCAAAGCCAUUACACAAUGUGAGUGUGGGUGUACUGCAUGUUACCAUGACAAUUCUUUGCAAUACAAUUUCCUUGUCGAACAAAACAGGGUGAAAUGUGACAAAUUGUGGCAUUUCAGCGAAAAAUGCGCCCCCGCUUUGCAACCAUCAAUCGGCAGCAUUUACCUCAUUCCUCGGGAGGAGUGCUUUGGAAAACCAGAAAAACCGAACGAGUCAAAUUCUCCAGUAAUUGAAAACGUCAUUCCAUCUGAGGAGAAAUCUUUUGGUGGCGAAGGUCUACAUUUGAAGCCUCCUCGAGAUCCUUUUCCACCUAUCCCAGUGGAGAUCCUUCCAAUAGUGCCAGACUGUCCUAUAGGAGAGAAAGCACGAGUCCAGGUUAUAGAUGGGGUAGAGUAUCCCGAUGCAACACGACUUCCUCUACUCUGCCGCUCUGCACAGUACGAUCGUCACUCCUCUAAAUGUUUCCUUUAUCCCGAUGCUGUGAAUCCGAACGGAUAUCUGGAGUAUAAACCCAAUAUCGACGUUUUGUACACAGAAAAAAUCUGCAUCUCAGGUCAGUAA